AUGGUCUUACAACCCAAAUCUCCGUAUUUUAAUUCCUGUUUCAGAUAUCGCGUAAGUAAUGGAUCCAAAAAUUAAUCCAAAAAUUCGGGUUUGUUGCCAUUUAUAGGCCAAACGGAACAAAUGAAAAUGGAUUUUAUAGGAUUUCUUGAAGAAUUAUUAUUUUUUUCGUCGAAAAAAAAGAAAUUUCUUGAGUAAGAAAAGCGAGGGAUUACUGUAAAAUGGCUGUGCCUGGAUUUUCGGGGGUAAUUCUGCUGCUUUAUUGUGAUAUUUACAACUUUUAUAACGCCGAUUCGGACUGCAUGAAAAAGUUUUCCAAGUUGAUUGAGAGUGCACAGUGCAGGCCAAUGUUUAGAGUAAGGAAAAAAUUUUAAGGAAACUUGUCGAAUGGCGACCACCACAUUUCGAUGAAACUUGUCACAAUAUUGAAAUUAAAACUUAUUUGAUAAACUAAAAAGUAAAUUUUAUGUUUUUGGCUACAUUUUAGGUGACAGUAAUGGGCUUUAACGACGCAUUAUUGGCCCAGAAUGUUGACCACGAUUAUCAACCGGUCGGUUGUGUGGAGCUGGACAUCGCUCUGAUCUUCUUUCUGGCAGUAGUGGUUUCUUCGAUCAUCGCGGUAAUCAUGGUGUUUUUUACUUGUUGGUAAGCACUUCAUUUCCUGUAUUGCUGGAUGUCCAAAGUUAUUUUUUCUUACUGUAAUUCUUUUCAGGGAUUAUCGGCGAUUUUGGCGAUGGACUCAAGGGUAAGUGUUUUCCUUUUUACUAUCACAAUUUAUUUGUAGACAAUAUCCACUAACAGCCUCCAGAGAUCGUAUAAACUCAUUUCCCGACAAUUCCUAUCACCAGUUGACGGAUGAGGUAUAG
This is a messenger RNA of Bursaphelenchus xylophilus (pine wood nematode), 863 nucleotides long. The record is from the annotation of a GenBank genome assembly. Lineage: Eukaryota; Metazoa; Nematoda; Chromadorea; Rhabditida; Aphelenchoididae.